Molecule: messenger RNA, 1854 nt
Organism: Closterium sp. Naga37s-1
Lineage: Eukaryota; Viridiplantae; Streptophyta; Zygnematophyceae; Desmidiales; Closteriaceae
Source: the annotation of a GenBank genome assembly
AUGGCGGCCGCAUCAUCAGCGCGUCUCCUGAUAUCGCCGGCACCAGCCGCGAUAGCGUCUUCUCGCCUCAUCCCCACCGCGACCAGCGUAAAGCUGACUCCUUUCCUCGCAUCCUCCCCAGCCACUCAGCGGCUCCUUCGCUCCGUCGCGCAGCACCUCUCCGCCAGGCACGGGGCCAAACGCAGCGGUGCGCUCACCGCGCGAUGCGAUCUCACCGGCGGCGCGGGUCUGGGCCCCGAAGAGCUCGAAGCGUUUGUAACCGCCGUCAAGUCCGUGAGCGACGCGGCUCCACACGACGUGAACUCGUUAAUGACCCUCGCUGUGGGACUCGGGUUACCAUGUAACGUCAUGGAAUGCGGCGACGCGAUUUACCUCUCGAGUCUGGCGCACGAGCACCACUUGACGGUGGCCGGCGCGGCGCUUCUGCUUCAAGUCGGCGCGUAUCUCUGGGCCACGCCGGGAGUCGCGGCGGGUUACUGGGACAUGUUCGUUCUCGCUAAGAUCGACCGUUUCUUUCGCAAAACCUACAAGCGAUCGGACCUCGUGCUCGGAAAGAAGAUCGGCGAGGGUGGUUUCGGAUCGGUGUACGUCGGUACGCUCGCGAAGGAUCCGGAUUACAAGGUGAUCGUGAAGCGCGUCACUGAGUUCGGUGACGUGGAGCUCUGGAUGAACGAGCGCGUGCGGCGCGCGUGCCCGGACGUGUGCGCGGAGUUUCUGGGCGGAUUCAUGGAGCGAGCGCCGGGGAGUAAGCGGAAGACUGGCGCGGGGAAGGAGCAAAAGGAUGCGUCCUCCACCGCGACUGACGGCGAGGUGUGGCUUGUGUGGCGAUACGAAGGCGACUCGACGUUCGCUGAUAUCCUCACGGACCGCGACUUCCCGUACAACAUCGAGCAGACGCUGUUCGGCACGCAAACGCCGGCGGCGGACGAGCCACGUGGCCCGGAGAGGGAGCUCCACGUGGCACGCGAGAUCAUGCGCCGUCUUCUCACGUCCCUGGAGAAGCUCCACAGUCAGGGCAUCGUGCAUCGCGACGUGAAGCCCGAGAACAUGAUCUACUGCAAGGAUAAAGGCGCGCUUAAGAUCAUCGAUCUCGGCGCUGCGGCGGAUCUGCGCGUUGGGAUUAACUACGACCCCGACCAGUAUCUGCUGGACCCGCGAUACGCGGCACCAGAAGAGUACAUUAUGAGCACGCAAACACCCAGCGUGCCUCCUGCCCCUGUUGCUGCCGCCCUUGCGCCAAUCCUCUGGCAGAUGAACCACCCGGAUCGCUUUGACAUGUACAGCGCUGGCCUAGUCUUCCUCCAAAUGAUCUUCCCCUCGCUCCGCUCCGACACUGGACUAGCCGCCUUCACCCGCCAGUUCAAAAAGCUCGACUACAAUCUCUCGGCCUGGCGCGAAAAGCUUGAACUUCGGGCCACGGCGGACGAUAUGCGGCGACUUGAGCUUCUAGAUGAAAAUGGCGGCCAUGGCUGGGGGUUGCUAGAGUCGAUGUUGCGGAAAGAAGGGGGAAAGAGGAUUAAUGCCAAGGCUGCGCUUGCGCACCCGUUUUUCCACACGCGGGAGGCGAGGUUGAUCAAGGAGAUUCGGAACGGGCUGUUUGUGCCCAAGCCUGCGCAUUUUGAGGGGGAUGAGCCGCAGGUCUGGGUGACGGACCUGAUGGCUAGGUCCGGCACGCAGGAGGCUGGGGGGUUCACGGAAGUUUCGCUCCAGAUGUUCAAGAGGAACGAGCGGCGGCAGCAGAGGAAGCACAGGAAGCGCACAGACCCGUCCCCGCCAUUGGCCACGACAGAGGGCUCUGCGAGCACUGGGCAGCGCGACAACUCGUGGUGGAACGUGCUUGAACCGCCGAGGUGA